This is a messenger RNA of Pedinophyceae sp. YPF-701, 648 nucleotides long. The record is from the annotation of a GenBank genome assembly. NCBI's taxonomy places the organism in Eukaryota, Viridiplantae, Chlorophyta, Pedinophyceae.
AUGCCCAUGAUGCUGGCAUGCUCGAUCAUAUACAUGAUGGUCAACCAGCCGGAGCCGCGCGUGCGGCCGUACGGCGCCGGGCAGCCCUCCCCAGCGAUCGAGCAGGCCGCGAUGGCCCACGGCGCCAGGAUGGUCCACGAGCUCGCACGCCACCGCCGCACAGCGCCCCCCGGGACGUUCAACGAGGGCUCCGUCCACAGCGCGUCGGUGUCCUCCGACGACUUCCCCCGCGGCCUCUACCGCCGCAGCCGCGGCGGCACGCUGCACGAGGUGCCUGCGCAGGAUGCAUCGCGCGCCCUGAGUGGGGGCGACGACGAGCCCGACGACGGCGCGGUGCGCGAGGCCGCGCACGAGCUCGCCGCGCUGCAGGGCGCCGCGCUCGGUCCCGCGGGCGUGACGGUGGACCCGGCCGGCAAGGUGACGAUGGAGGUGCUGCGGCGGGAGACGGCAGUGCUCGCGGGGCAGGCGGGCAUCGAGCUGGGCUUCUCCGGGGGCGGGGGGCCCGAGACGCCCGCGGGGCUUCGGGCGGCGAUGCGUGCGCUGCGGGAGGCGAUGUGCACGUGGGACCAGGGGGGAGGUUACGAGCACGAGGACGACGGGAGCGACAUCGGUAGCACGGGCACGCCGGGAGACAAGAAGGACAAUUGA